This is a messenger RNA of Cyclocybe aegerita, 1710 nucleotides long. Lineage: Eukaryota; Fungi; Basidiomycota; Agaricomycetes; Agaricales; Hemipholiotaceae. The record is from the annotation of a GenBank genome assembly.
AUGUACAACUUGUGUAAGCUGCGUAGAAAUGCAAAAGUGCGCCCCAUCUCUGCAGCAGAGUUUUCGCGCAUGGUGGAGUCAGCUCAGCCGCCUUCUGGAUGGUCGGAAUCACUCGCGGUCGCAAACUCUGGUGGACCAGAUUCAACUUGCCUGCUCUUUCUCUUCGACCAACUCCUGAAGGGUCCGAAAGACGGGGGUCACAAGAAAUUGCCUAGACGUCUCAUCUCGCUCAGCAUCGACCAUGGUCUUCAAGCAUCGUCCUCUUUAAUGGCCGAACACGCUGCCAAAACUGCGCAAGCGCUUGGCGUUGAACACAACACGGUGACGCUGCCUUGGGGAGAAGGAAGCAAUCCUCCCAAACCAGGACCUGAAGACAAGAUUGAAGAAGUCGCACGGGCAAUGCGUCACAGGGCUUUCUUCAACAAUAUGAUUGCCAAUAAGGCCAAUGCCCUGGCUAUGGGUCAUCACAUCGACGACCAAGUUGAAACUAUGCUUAUGCGUCUAGGGAGAGGAGCCCAUUCAUAUGGUCUCGCUGGUAUGAGGCCUUGUCGAAGGUGGGGAAUGGGCAGUCAUGAAGAUUCCUAUGGUGCCGACGGUCUGAGAAGGUGGAUAAUCCGGCCGCUUCUAAGGGAGAGCAAAGACCGGAUUCUAGCCACAUGUGAAGAAAACAAGUUGGACUAUGUCAAUGACCCAACAAACUUCCAACCUCAACUUACUGUCCGGAAUGCCAUUCGACAUACCAUUAUGGAAGGAGGCACUGUCGCUACGACCGCUAGUGAUCCUGCACUUGCAAAAUUUCCUCCAGAAAUAGCCAAACAAUUGGCUGAGAUCAACGUUGCUGCUGCAAAGGAUCCUACUCUCGACUUCAACCUUGCUUCGAGUGUGGAACAUCUCAGAGAGGCCAAUCAAAGCAUGGUCUUGGAACGAUAUCGUCUUGAAGGCGAGGUGGACAGAAUCAUUGAAGAGGGCAGGCUACAAUCGCCCCAAGGCACAUUUAUGGUUUCCGUUCCCACCCUCAUGGAAAUAAAGAGUGAGGACGUUAAAGAAUCUCUCCUCUACCGAAUCGCUCGCUAUGUAUCACCAGAGCCAUGGGGCAAUCCCCGCGCCGAACUUGGGCGUCGGGAAGCCAGCAUGGAGCGGCUCAUUAAGCAGCUAUUUGCAUUCAAACAUUUGAGAGCCAAGAACAACAUUUCGAUAGUCGUCGGCUCCGGGGUGUGGUGGAAAUUGGUCAGCCUUGCAAAAAACCAGCUACGUACGGCGAUCAAGGAGGUACCACUGACCAGCAUGGCCUGGAUAGCAGUGCGACAACCACGGACGGCCGACAAGGAAGACCGACCUCAUAAUCCGCUACGUGUCGAUCUGAGCGACCAGUUGAAGGAAGCCAUACCGCGGCUUGGCCAUCACGAACCACCCCAUAGCGCCCUGGAAGUUAUGUACGACUGCCGAUUCCUUAUGCGUUUCCGGAUGGACAAAAUACCAGAAGACGUCGUAGAGACCCUGAAUAACGGUGGAAAACUCAUUGUCAAACCGCGAAGUGUCUUCCUCCUCCCUCAGAUCCUGCUUGUACACCGCAAGAAGGAUAAAGUCGUCCACAGUGACAUCAUCAAGAAGCCAUACUUUUUCCCCAGGGAUAUGGGUCAGAAAAAAGAUCGGACGGUUACUUCUGACUGGAUUACUGUAGAGUAUUUCAGACCAUCCACAGCCAUAUAA